CGACAUUUCUCUAUUAUAUUUUUGAUACCCGGGGUUCAUCCCAGAGAUUGACGAUGAACGCCGCCGAACUCCUUAACAACUCUCUUUCACCCGAUCAGGCCACUCGUGAUUCAGCUACUCAACAGCUCGAAGCCGCUGAAAAAGCAAACUUUCACGCAUACCUUCAUACUCUCGCCGCCGAACUCGCCAAAGAAGAUGCCCCUCUUCAAGUCAGGUCAGCUGCAGGUUUAGCUUUCAAGAAUGCUAUCCAAGCUAGGAAUGCCGUUAACCAACCCAUCCUCACCGAACGAUGGAUGGCCCUUCCCCUUUCUGCCACUGCUCCUCUCAAACAAUCCCUCCUCUCAACUCUUGGCUCUUCUGCUCGUCGUGCUGGCGCUGUCGCUGCUCAAUGCGUUGCUGCCAUUGCAGCCGUCGAUCUUCCAGAGGACAAAUGGCCAGAGUUGAUCGCUCUCCUCCUGGAAUUUGUCGGAAACCAAGAAAAUGUCAAUCUCCGAGUGGCCACUCUGCAAGCCGUAGGAUAUAUAUGCGAGGUCGUGCAACCUGAAGUUCUUUCCGCUCGAUCUAACGAGAUUUUGACGGCCGUCGUGCAAGGCGCCAGGAAAGAAGAAACCAGCACCGAUGUUCAAGCUGCCGCCAUCCAAGCAUUAUACAAUUCCCUCGACUUCAUACGAGAUAACUUUGAAAGAGAGGGCGAACGAAACUACAUCAUGCAAGUGGUCUGUGAGGCCACGCAAAAUUCAUCGGUCACGGUUCAAGUGGGUGCUUUCGAAUGUUUGGUGCGGAUUAUGAGCACGUAUUACGACAAGAUGGACUUUUACAUGGAGAGGGCCCUUUUCGGUCUGACCAUUAUGGGAAUGAGACAUCAAGAGGAAGCCGUGGCAUUGCAAGCCAUCGAAUUCUGGAGUACUGUCUGUGACACGGAGAUUGAUUUGGCCAUCGAAGCUCAAGAGGCGAGUGAUUCAUGUUGGUCAGGUAUUUUGGCUGAUGAAUAUGGUGAACAACCUGUCACUUUAUCGAAACACUUUGCAAAGAUGGCAAUGUCGGAAAUUCUCCCUGUUCUUUUAGACCUUCUCACUCAACAAGAGGAAGAUGCAGACGAGGACGACUGGACACGAUCGAUGGCUGCUGGUGCUUGUUUGGAGCUCAUGGCUCGGAAUGUCCAAGAUCCGAUUGUACAGCCCGUGGUUCCAUUCGUCGAGGCUGGCAUCCAAAGACCCGAGUGGCAAAAUCGGGAUGCGGCAGUCAUGGCUUUCGGAGCUAUUCUCGAUGGUCCUGAUCCUUCAACCCUGGCUGGUCUCGUUCGACAAGCUCUUCCCGGUUUGAUCGACAUGUUACGAAGUGAUCCUAGUGUUCAAGUGAAGGAUACAGUGGCAUGGACGCUGAGCAAAGUUACCGAAAUCAUGCUCCAAGUGAUCGACCCAGUCGCUCAACUUCAACCACUCGUCACAGCUCUCGUCUUUGGGCUCACUGUUUCUCCAAAAGUCGCCAACUCAUGUUGUUCCGCUCUGAGCAAUCUCGCCGCUCAGCUAGCACAACCUUCCGAUAUGGGCGAUGAAGCUUCCACUUCCAUGCUGUCUCCAUUUUAUUCUGGCGUCAUAACCAGUCUCAUGCCGCUCUCGGAAAAACCGACCAACGAAGCGAACAGUCGGACCGCGGCAUACCAAACCAUAGCCAACUGGAUCGCUGCUUCAGCUCUGGACACUCUCAGCGUCGUCGAAGCUGUAGUAGUCGCCAUGCUCACACGACAGGAGGCUUUGAUCGGUAUGCAAAAUCAACUCGUCGGAUCAGACGAUCGGAACAAUUGGAUCGACAUGCAAAUCGGGAUCAGUAUCGUUUUGCAGAGUGCCCUCAACAGGGCACCUCAAUUAAUCACCCCAUUCGCGGAUAGGAUCAUGACCAACCUUCUUCAACUCUUAACUUCAUCCGGUACGCACUCUGGAGUAUUGGAAGAUGUUUUCGCCAUGAUCGGGUCUAUAGCCGGAGCCCUCGAAGCUGGUUUCGUCAAAUACAUGCCCACCGUACAACCUUUCAUCAUCACAGCCCUCACCUCUUUACAGGAUUAUCAAGUUGUUCAAGCUGGUAUAUACGUAGCCGGUGAUAUAGCCAGAGCAAUGGGAAAUGAGACGAGACCGUUUGCAGAACCGUUAAUGGUCGCUCUUGUGGAUAUUCUUAGAAGUCCCACAGUUUUGAGAAGUGUCAAGCCAAGUGCGGUCACUGCUAUAGGUGACGUUGCUAUGGCAAUAGAAUUUGCGUUUUUGCCGUUUUUGGAAGGGACGUUGAGUAUCAUGGCUCAAGCUGGAUCAGUUACCGCCAGUCCGGACGAUACGGAGCUGUUGGAAUUCGUCUGGGCCAUGCGGGAAUCUAUCAUCGACUGCGCUAUCGGAAUUUUCAACGGUAUAAAGGGUAUGCAUUUGAACACUUUCAAAAAUCAUGUUGUUGAAAUGGUCAAUUUUUCCAAACAUUGUUAUUCCGAUCCCACAUGUACCGAAACUUUCCUUGCGUCCAUGUUAGGAUUGAUCGGUGAUCUCGCAAAGGAAUUUCCGGAGGCGAGGAAUGAGUUGAGAGAGGAAUGGGUUCAAAGGGCCAUUUCACAAGGAAGAGUGAGAGGAAGUUCGAAACGGACGAGAGCGAAUGCUGCGUAUGCGGCGAAGACCAUUAGAGAGCUUCAAAAAUAAACCCCUACAACCAUCCCACCCACUGUGAUCUGUCUGUACCAAUCCCCCGAUCCCCCGAUCCCCCGAUCCCAACUCCCUCACACUCUACCCUGCAUGGUCCAUCACCUCAUUCUAGUAUAUUUUUUGGGUCUUUGGCCGCGCUCUAUUGUCCAAGGACGAUAUCGCCGUCUUUUACCCUGUGACAUUUGCAUCGUACUAGAAAAGAAAAGAAAUUGCAUAUUGUUCUAGUCCAUACUCUCGUCAUAGGCUUCUGUAACGUUCCUUCAGAUUAUC
Messenger RNA from Tremella mesenterica DSM 1558, 2948 nucleotides. RefSeq lists its product as uncharacterized. Gene Ontology annotation, cellular component: cytoplasm; nucleus. Gene Ontology annotation, biological process: protein import into nucleus. The record is from RefSeq and is a predicted model, not a curated record. NCBI's taxonomy places the organism in Eukaryota, Fungi, Basidiomycota, Tremellomycetes, Tremellales, Tremellaceae. The transcript has 8 exons. Bases 54 to 2675 code for a protein of 873 amino acids. Gene Ontology annotation, molecular function: small GTPase binding; nuclear import signal receptor activity.